CAAAACUGAAGUUGUAAUGUUGCUCUUUGAACGGUUGUUACCGGCUCUAUCUCUAACGCUUGAAAUAGUUCAAGUCGUUCUGCCGUCCAAUCUUCUGAAAAAACAAAAAACAUCCUUUUCUUCAUUUCUUGCUGCCGUGACAAGCUUGUUUUGAAUUCCGCAAAAUGGCCACCCCUACCAUUCAGCCUCAAAUGAACGAGUCCGCGGAAGAGCAGGAUCGUACGUAUGCCCGUGAUAAAGAAGUGCUUUCAUUGAAUGAACCCACCGGCCCGGAUGAAAACAAAUACCCCAGUGCAUUGAAUCUGACAAUCAUUGUCGUCGCUUGUUUCCUGGCUAUCUUCCUGACUGCACUCGAUCAAACCAUUGUCUCUACCGCCAUCCCUCGCAUUACAGAUCAGUUUGGCAGUGUGAAUGAUGUCGGAUGGUAUGGAAGCGCUUACUUUAUGACCAGCACAGCCCUACAGCCUGCUUACGGUCGUGUCUAUAAGGUUUUGGAUGUGAAAUGGUCGUUCUUGGCUGCCAUAUUUGUUUUCGAACUUGGCUCCUUGCUUUGCGCCGUGGCUCCUAACAGCUCUACCUUCGUUGCUGGUCGAGCAGUCGCAGGAACCGGUGUCGGCGGCAUCUUCUCGGGUACCUUGGUUGUUCUUUCGUUGACAGUACCUCUGCAGCGACGACCUACCAUUUUCGGUCUCUUUGGCCUGGUCUGGGGUUUAGCGUCUGUGGUAGGUCCUUUGCUUGGCGGCGCAUUUACGGAUAAAGUGACUUGGAGAUGGUGCUUUUAUAUCAAUCUCCCGGUUGGCGCCGUCUCUGUCGCUUUGAUUAUUGGCAUCCUUCAUCUCCCGAAAGGUCCUGCUCCAAAGAAAAGCAUUCCACAGAAGAUUGGCGACUUGGAUCUGUUUGGCGCUGUUCUGCUUCUUCCCGCAAUAGUCUGUCUGCUGCUUGCGUUGCAAUGGGGUGGAAGCCAGUAUGCGUGGAACAAUUCCAAAGUUAUUGGUCUUCUGAUCGGGUUCGGGUUGAUCACAAUCACCUUCGUCGUGUUCCAGAUCUGGCAGGGUGAAAAGGCAACUCUCCCACCAAGGAUCAUGAAGAUGCGCACUUGCAUCUCCCUUUCUUGUUUCUCUCUGGGAUUUGGCGGUGGAUACUACCUCGUCGUCUACUAUUUACCCAUCUACUUUCAAAGCGUCAAGAGCACCUCUGCCGUCCAAUCAGGAAUUGAUCUUCUCCCUCUCCUGAUAGCCCAAUCUGUGGGUUCGGUUGCCCUGGGGUUCAUUGUCAGUGCGGUUGGGUAUUAUACGCCGUUCCUUAUUGGCAGCACAGCUAUAUUCUCCGUCGGUGCAGGUCUGAUAACAAUGUUCGCAACUAAUACCCCUACCGGAAAAUGGAUUGGAUACCAGAUUGUCGCUGGUCUCGGGGUGGGCGCCGGAUUCCAGAUUCCCAUGACCGCAAUGCAGACGGCACUCUCCCAAGAGGAUAUCCCCAUUGGCUCCGCAUUAGUCAUUUUCUUCCAGGCCUUGGGAGGUGCCCUUUUCAUCUCCGUUGGCCAAGCUGUUUUCCAAAACCAGAUAUCAAACUACAUUUUACAACAUGCUCCUGGUAUUGAGCCAGCCUAUAUUUUUCCGUGCUGGAGCAGUGAUCUACCCGUUAUCGUCGACGCUUAUAUGAAUGGACUGACGGCAAUUUUCAGAGUAGUCUUGGGUCUAGUCCUUUUUGCUUUCGUCUCGGCCUUGCCUCUAGAGUGGAGAAGUGUUAAACAGGUGCCAAGAUAG
This is a messenger RNA of Talaromyces proteolyticus, 1766 nucleotides long. Its product is annotated as putative efflux pump antibiotic resistance protein. The record is from RefSeq and is a predicted model, not a curated record. Gene Ontology annotation, molecular function: transmembrane transporter activity. Gene Ontology annotation, biological process: transmembrane transport. NCBI's taxonomy places the organism in Eukaryota, Fungi, Ascomycota, Eurotiomycetes, Eurotiales, Trichocomaceae. Bases 165 to 1766 code for a protein of 533 amino acids. The transcript has 6 exons.